CGAAGUCAAGUAAACAAGAUGGACCGGAGUUCGGACAAGUGACAUUGAAUGUUGCUGUCCCGCAUCCCCCGGAAAUAUCAUCUUAAUCGUCCCCAAUCUCUCCUUCCCUUUGAGUCUGUCUCUAGGCUCUGGUUAGAAUCUUUUGAGUUUGAUAACAAGAGGAAAAGGAGAAAAUGCAUUUGAGCGAGAAUGAAGGGAUUGAAGGGAACACCUUUGUAGUGACGGGUGGGUUGGGGUUCGUGGGUUCAGCUCUGUGUUUGGACCUGCUACGUAGAGGUGCUCGCCGGGUUCGCUCCUUUGACCUCAAACCCACUUCUCCUUGGUCGCAUGAUCUCAAGAACCAUGGCGUCCAAUGCAUUCAAGGGGACCUUGUCAACAAAAAUGAUGUAGUAAAGGCUCUUCAAGGUGUGGAUUGCGUAUUCCACCUGGCUUCCUAUGGCAUGUCAGGGAAAGAAAUGCUUCAGCUUGGUCGAGUUGAUGGGGUGAAUAUCAAUGGAACUUGUCAUGUCUUGGAAGCUUGCCUUGAAUUGGGGAUCACAAGGCUUGUUUAUGUGAGCACGUAUAAUGUAGUUUUUGGGGGAAAGGAAAUUGUCAAUGGCAAUGAAGCCUUGAACUAUUUCCCUAUUGAUGACCAUGUUGAUCCUUAUGGACGAAGUAAAGCAAUUGCUGAACAGUUGGUUCUUAAGUACAACGGUCGACCUUUCAAGGAGAAUAACGGGAAACGUCUUUAUACCUGUGCGGUUCGUCCAGCAGCUAUCUAUGGACCAGGUGAGGAGAGACACCUUCCCAGGAUAGUGUCUCUAACAAAGCUGGGAUUGGUGCCAUUCAAAAUUGGUGCACCUAGUGUGAAAACAGACUGGGUUUAUGUGGAUAACCUGGUACUCGCUAUAAUAUUGGCAAGCAUGGGGCUACUUGAUGACAUCCCUGGUAAAGAGGGAUGUCCAGUUGCAGCUGGCCAGGCAUACUUUAUAUCAGAUGGGUCUCCAAUCAACACCUUUGAGUUCAUUCAACCACUGUUAAGAAGUCUAGACUAUGACUUACCAACGUCAUGGUUAUCUGUCCCCCAUGCUCUUUUUCUGGGAAAGAUUUUCUGGGCCAUGUACACAAUCUUGUAUCCAUGGUUGGACAGAUGGUGGCUUCCCCAACCUUUCAUCCUCCCGGCUGAAGUAUACAAGGUUGGUGUUACACACUACUUCUCAUUACUUAAAGCACAACAGGAGCUUGGCUAUGUUCCCAUGGUAAGUCCUCGUGAGGGUAUGGCUGCAACCAUCUCAUACUGGCAGGAAAGAAAAAGGAAAACUCUGGAUGGGCCUACAAUAUAUACUUGGUUUUUUGUGGUGACAGCAAUGAUUGCAGUGUUUGCUGUUGCAUGGUUACCUGCCAUAGCACCUUUAUCCCUCAUUAAAGCAAUUCUUCUUUUCAUCUUCCGGUCAAUGUUAGUGCUAAGGAUGGUAUCAAUUCUCACUAUAGCAGCACAUCUUUUCGAGGCUAUAUAUGCAUGGUUCUUGGCAAAACGGGUGGAUCCUGGUAAUUCAAGAGGGUGGUUUUGGCAGACUUUUGUCAUGGGCAUAUUUUCAUUGCGUCUGCUAUUGAAGAGAGCAAAAAAUCAGAGGUAAGCACUUCAUUCAUGCAUUGUGAUGUAAGACAUAAAUGAUGUAAAUUUUUUAUUUUUAUUUCUGGUAAAAUCAAGUAUUAAUGGAAGGGAAAACUUCCCUAUAUGAGACUGCAGAAACAUGUGUCUAGGAAAAAAGGAAUGAUAUGUUGUUUAUCAAGCAAAUACUAUCUGCAUGGAAUGAGGAAACAGGCUAUUUUAUAUCAAUUCCAAUAAGAUGGAAUCCCACUC
Rubroshorea leprosula is the source of this 1843-nucleotide messenger RNA. The record is from the annotation of a GenBank genome assembly. NCBI's taxonomy places the organism in Eukaryota, Viridiplantae, Streptophyta, Magnoliopsida, Malvales, Dipterocarpaceae.